AGGAUGGAGAGUACAUCCCGCAUGUGGAGUGUGUGACACGUACCGUGCUUCACGUGAACCAGUGGAACCCUGAAGAGGAAGCUGAGAUUUUGAUAUUCGGGCCUCCUGAUUACCAAAAGGACGUUUCCCAGAUGAUCUGGAACUUGGUUGAUUAUUUCUGCAAGCAAGUAAUACAAGAGGAAGACUGUUCUCAAGAAACUGAGACCCAGUGUCUUCCUAUGGCGGUUCGGGGGGCUGCUACCCAGCCGGCUCCGGUUGAUGUCUGUGAUCCUACCACCCAGCAGGCUCCUGUGGAGGUCCCUGAUGCUGCCACCCAGCUGUCUCCGGUGGAGGACGCUGAGGCUGCUAUCCAGGUGGCUCCAAAGGAGGAUGGUGAUGCCACCCAGUUGGCUCCAGUUGAGAACACUGAGGCUGCCACCCACCUGGCUCCUGUGAAGGGAGCUGAUGCCACCCAGCUGGCUCCCGUGGAGGACACUGAUGCCGCCACCCAGCUGGGUCCUGUGGUGGUCCAUGAGGAGGCUAGUGAAGCUGCCACGGUGCACACGUCAGGGGAGGUCCAUCAGGAUGUCACUAAGCAGUCUCGCAUUGAAGUCUGAGACUGCCACCCUUCCUAGCAGCACUCGGUAGAGGUCUCUGAGGUGGUUCUUGGCUGGGGUUGCGGGUUGGGGGGUUUACCGGUGGGGGGUACCUAGAGUUCUCCAGUGGAGAACCAUGAGACUGGAGCCCAGCAGUCUUUGGAUGUUAGUAUUGAGCCUCCAAAGACUGCCUGGGUCCAGUUACCAGGUUAUAAAGGUGACUCAGGUGUUGAACCAGGAUAAAUGUACACCCUCUAAUCACAACACUGGGAGGCAGAGGCAGGGGCUCUCUCAUUCCAGGCUAGUCUGGGAUGAAUGAGGCAGUGAUCUUUAAUCCCUGUGGAAGUCUCCAGACAUCUUUUUCUGAUUGUUUCGCCCUAGAAGUUGGGAGAAUGGAGUAGGAUCGUUUGUUUUCCCUAGAAGUUGGGAGAAUGGAGUAGGAUCAUUUGUUUUCCCCUUGUGUUCAGUGUUUGCAAACACAAUAAAAAAUAUUCCAAUAAAGAAUUGCACCCCCAAGGUGUUAUUUGGAUGAUAGAAAGGGAACAGUGCUUCAUCGGUCAAGUGCUAUUGGACACCCUCACUAUCUUCCUGAGGGUGGAAUCUUCUGGAUUGUUUGUCCCCACCCCAACACUCACAGGAUCAAAGGCUUCCCUUGUUCCUUAACCCAGUACAUCUGAUAGGGAUGGAGCUGCCUUGCAAGGCUGUUGAGUCUCCACCUGCUCUUUGACUCAAGGUGACUGGGGUUUGCAACCUGGUAAUUGUUGGACCCCAAAGUUUAGGGUCUCAAGUGGGUGCCCCAAGAACCCAGACUCCAGUCUAGUUGAUGCAACAGCAUGAGGAAUUUAUUGAAGCUUCUGUACAGAAGGGCAAACUCUGCUCCUAAGAGCAAGAGCCGCAUCUUACUGCAGCCACAUGGGGGUUUUUAAAGGAAAAGCCCACAAAACCCACAAGAUUACAAUUCCCAUACAAUUUCGUUUCACAAGAUCAUGGUCUGAUCACAGUGGGUACAGUCACGUCAACAAGUACAUUCUUCCUGAAAUCUCAAGGAGGGUAUCAGGGCGGGAGUGGAGUUUACACAAAGGUCACAGUGGUCCUUCCUGGAACACCUGCAACUAUCCCAGUCACAGUUGAGCACAUCUCUUAACAGAAAUCUUUUUACAUUAUUACAUUGUUACAGGGGUGGUUGAAUAAUGGCUGAGUCAGGUGGCCCUUGGAACUAGUUUUUUUUUUUAGUUCCUUAUUUCCUGGGGCUUGCGGGUGGGUGUAAGCCUGAAGGGUUAGGGUCUUUCAUUGAUUUGACAAAAACUGGCAUCGAAAGGUCCAUUUGGUUGUAUCUAGUUGCCACUAGCUAUUUCUGCUUUUGGUUGGUGUCCCUCUGGAGGGGGAUUGGAGAGCUGGGACUGGAAUACUGUUAUCUUAGGGUCAUCUCAAUUUCCUGAACUUGGAGAGCUUGUGGGUUGAGUCUCCUUAGGAAGUCUGAGGUGGGGGCUGGAGAGAUGGCUCAGAGGUUAAGAGCCCUGGCUGUUCUUCCAAAGGUCCUGAGUUCAAUUCCCAGCAACCACAUGGCGGCUGAAAAACAUCUGUAAUGAGAUCUGGUUUCCUCUUUGGGCCUGCAGGGAUACACUGUAUACAUAAUAAAUAAAUCUAAAAAAAAGUCUGAGGUGGCUGGGUAGUGGAGGUGCAUGCCUUUAAUCCCAGCAUUUGCGAGGCAGAGGCAGGUGGAUCUUGAGUUUCAGGCCAGCCUGGUGUACAGAGCAAGAUCCAGGACAGGCACCAAAACUACACAGAGAAACCUUGUCUUGAAAAACAAACUGUGUACAGUUCACUAGUUUGUAAGUAUGUAGAUAUCUUGUUGGAGCUUUCGUAAGCAAGAGAGUUCAGGGGCUGGAGUGGUGAUGCUCUCACAGAUAAGAACCUGAACUAGGCCUACUGAGGCCCCUGAGUUUGAUUGCUAGCACCUACAUCAGGUGACUUAUCUGCUUAUAAGUACAAUUCCGCUGGAUGCAAAGCUUCUGGCCUCCCCAGGACAACUCCACUCACUAGUGCAUAAUACCAACAUGCACACACAUACCUACACAUAAUUAAAAAGGAAUGAAAAUAAAAUAAAACUUAAAGCUUUAAAUAAAGUUUUUUUGUUUUUUGUUUUGUUUUUUUGGUUGUUUGAGACAAGGUUUCUCUGUGUAGCUUUGGAGUCUGUCCUGGAACUCGCUGUGUAGACCUGGCUGGUCUUGAACUCAAAGAGAUCAACCUGCCUUUGCCGCCCAAGUGAUGGGAUUAAAGGUUUGAGCCACCACUACCCGGCAAAUAAUUUCACUUUCUUCAAUCUCAAUGAAUAAACAAAGUGAACAGGAAACUAAAUGCAAAUAUAACUCCAUUGUUUAGAGAAAGGAGGCACUACAAAUGUAAAAAUCUGUCUGGUUAGGAAGCCACGUGUGUGGAGUUGCCUUCACUAAACGUGUCUUCCUUUGUUCUGCCCAGCUGUCUCGAGAGAGUAAAAGAAAUUGGGAAGUCCAGUGUGCUGGAGCAUGUCUCAAUUCCUACCUGGGCAGGCUGCUUAGCAAGACCCUGUCUCAAAACCGAAAGAAAUAGAAGGAAAAAGGAUGAGGAGACUUGUUAUCUAGGGGCAAGCAACUCAGCUAAGGUGCAUGGAAUGGUGAGACUUAAUUGGUGGUCUUGAAGUCAGGUAAGAGUCUGUCCUGAUGUUGGGUAGACUGUUGUCAAUUCCCUGUGUUGUUCACUUAGGGUGUCUGCUCCUUCCCAACACUUACGGUGUUUUUUUUUUUUUUUUUUUUUUUUUUUUCCCCUUGAGACAGGGUUUCUCUGUGUAGCUUUGUACCUGUCCUGGAUCUCUUUCUAUAGACCAGGCUGGCCUUGAACUCACAGAGAUCUGCCUGGCUCUGCCUCCCAAGUGCUGGGAUUAAAGGAGUGCCCCACCACCGCCCAGCUACACAUAUGGUUUUUUGUUUUUUUCCUUUUUGCUUUGUUUGAUUUUUGAGACAGCAUUUCUCUGUGUAGCCCUGGCUGUCCUGGAACUCUCUCUGUAGAGGAGGCUAACCUCGAACUCACAGAGAUUCACCUGCCUCUGCCUUCAGUGUGCUGGGUUUAAAGGCCUGUGCCACUACACCAGGCCCCAAUCCCUCUAGCUGCAGCAUCCCUCUCUCCCAGGUGCAGCCAGUGUAUCUGAGAAGCUUUGAGGGGAGGCGGGGCUUCUGGGAGUGGGACGCAAGGUCUGAGAUCCAAUUGGAAGGACAAGAGCAGGGCGGGGCUAGCAAUCCGCCCUUGAAAUAGGGCUCACCAGAGCUGCUGCUUUCGGGUUUGCUUUACUGAGUUUGGAGUUGCACAGGCUGUUUGCAAUGAUAUUGGUACAGUAUGGCCGCCUUCAAGAGCUUUAAGUCGCUCGUCCAGCUGCAACACCAAGAAGGGACUUUAUUUAAAGUGGUCGGAGACUCUAGAAAGUUGCCCAAGUGGUUCCAUACCGAGCAUCUGGAUGAUCCAGAAACAGUGUAUGUGGAUGCUUGGCUCGUGGAAAAGAUGUUUGGUAAGGAUGGAGAGUACAUCCCGCAUGUGGAGUGUGUGACACGUACCGUGCUUCACGUGAACCAGUGGAACCCUGAAGAGGAAGCUGAGAUUUUGAUAUUCGGGUCUCCUGAUUACCAAAAGGACGUUUCCCAGAUGAUCUGGAACUUGGUUGACUAUUUCUGCAAGCAAGCAAUACAAAGUAAGGAUGGAGAGUACAUCCCGCAUGUGGAGUGUGUGACACGUACCGUGCUUCACGUGAACCAGUGGAACCCUGAAGCAGAAGCUGAGAUUUUGAUAUUCGGGCCUCCUGAUUACCAAAAGGACGUUUCCCAGAUGAUCUGGAACUUGGUUGACUAUUUCUGCAAGCAAGCAAUACAAAAGGAAGACUGUUCUCAAGAGACUGAGACCCAGUGUCGUCCUGUGUCUGCCACCCAGUUGUCUCAUUGGAGAAAGCUGAAACCGCCACCCAGCUGGCUCCCGUGGAGGUUCCUCACUCUGCAUUCCCAGCUGUCUCCAGUGGAGGACGCUGAGGCUGCUACCCAACUGGCUGCGGUUGAGGUUCGUGUUGCUGCCACCCAGCAGGCUCCCGUGGAGGAAUCCGAGGCUGCCCCCCAGCUGUCUCCUGUGGCGGAUGCCGAGGCUGCCCCCGAGCUGUCUCCGGUGCAGGGCGCAGAGGCUGCCACCCAGCAGGCUCCGGUGGAGGACCCUGAGGCUGCCACCCAGGUGUCUCCGGUGGAGCACGCCGAGGCUGCCACCCAGGUGUCUCCGGUGGAGCACGCCGAGGCUGCCACCCAGGUGUCUCCGGUGGAGCACGCCGAGGCUGCCACCCAGGUGUCUCCGGUGGAGCACGCCGAGGCUGCCACCCAGCAGGCUCCGGUGGAGGACGCUGAGGCUGCCAUCCAGCUGGCUCCUGUGGGUGACUCUGAGGCUUUCACUCACCUGUCUCCUUUGGAGGACGCUGAGACUUUCACCCACCUGGCUCCGGUGGAGGUCAGUGAUGCCGCCACCCAGCUGGGUCCUGUGGCGGUCCAUGAGGCUAGUGAAGGUGCCACCGUGCACACUUCAUGUGAAGUCCAUCAGGAUGUCACUAAGCAGUCUGCCAUUGAAGUCUGUGAGGCUGCAACCCCCCCUAGCAGCACUCUGUGGAGUUUUCUGUGGUGGUUCUUGCCAGGGGUGGUUGUGGAUGAGGGUGGGUGUUGUGGGGAUGUACCUAGGGAGAGUACCUAGAGUUGUCUAGUGGAGAUCCAUGAGACUGGAGCCCAGCAGUCUUUGGAUGUUAGUAUUGAGUCUCCAAAGUCUGCCUAGGAACUAGUUACCACCUUAUAAAGGUGACUCAGCCAGGAUAAAUGUACACACUUCUAAUCCCAGCACUGGGAGGCAGAAGCAGGGGGUCCCUAGUUCCAGGCUAGUCUGGGAUGAAUGAGGCAGUGAUCUUUAAUCCCUGCGGAAGUCUCCUGACAUCUUUUUCUAUAGAAGUUGGGAGAAUGGAGUAGGAUCGUUUGUUUUCCCUUGUGUUCAGUGUUUGCAAACACAAUUAAAAAUAUUCCAAUAAAGAAUUGCACCCCCAAGGUGUGUUAUUUGGAUGGUAGAAAGGGAACAUUGCUCCAUCAGUCAAGUGCUGUUGGACACCCUCACUAUCUUCCUGAGGGUGGAAUCUUCUGGAUUGUUUGUCCCCACCCCAACACUCACAGGAACAAAGGCUUCCCUUGUCCCUUACCCAGUAUAUCUGAUAGGGAUGGAGCUGCCUUGCAAGGCUGUUGAGUCUCCAGGGGCUCAUUGACUCUAGGUGACUCGCGUGGACUCGGGUUUGCAACAUUGUUAUUUGACAAAAACUGCCUUUGAAAGGUCCAUUUGGUAGUAUCUAGUUGCCACUGCCUAAUUCUGGUUUUGGCUUGUUCCCUUCUGGCAAGGGACGUUUGGAGGGCUGGGACUGGAAUGCUGUUAUCUUAGGGUCAUGUGAAUUUCCUGAACUUGGAGAGCUUGUGGGUUGAGUCUCCUUAGGAAGUGAGGUGGCUGGGGGGGGGGGGUGCAUGCCUGUAAUUCCAGCAUUUGGGAGGCAGAGGCAGGUGGAUCUUGAGUUUGAGGGUAUCCUGGUCUACAGAGAGUUCCAGGACAGUUAAACAAGUCUGAGGUGGAGGCAGCUGAGUGUUCUAGAUUUUCACAGAAGUAUUCAACUGGUAGGGCUAACAGCUAGCAGGAAUAAUUAUUUUUCAUUUAAAAAUGCCAGGAGGCAAGGUUGUGCUGUUGCAUGCCUUUAGUCCCAGCCCUUGGCAGUCUCGAGCAGGCAGACCUCUGGAAGUUCAGGGUCAUCCUGGUUUACUCAGCAAGUUCUAGGAUAGCCAGAGCCGCACAAUGAGACCUUGUAUCAAAUUCUAGGAGAUAGCCUGGCAGUGGUGGCGCAUGCCUUUAAUCCCAGCACUCAGUAGGCAGAGCCAGGUGGAUCUCUGAGUUCGAGGCCAGCCUGGGCUACAGAGUGAGAUUCAGGACAGGCACCAAAACUACACAGAGAAACUCUGUCUUGAAAAACAAACAAAAAUCACUGAGGAGUGGAGAGCAAAGCUUGGGUUUGUCACACGUGAGACAGAACUUGCAACUUCUGGGUGACAGGUGAAUGUAGAGAUGACUUGAGGAUGGGAUACCGACUUUAAGGAACCUCUCUGUGGCCAGGCUUUCUCUCUGAGGCAGAGUCUCACUGUAGCUCUGGCUGGCCUAUGACUCACACUACAGUCCAGGUUGGCUUAGAACUGGAGAUCUGUUUGCCUCUGCCUCCUGAGUGCUAGGUAAAAAGAUUCUUCAGGCCGGGUGUGGUGGCACACGCCUUUAAUCGAAGCACUUGUGAGGCAGAGCCAGGCGGAUCUCUGAGUUCAAGGCUAGCCUGGGCUACAGGAAAGGCGCAAAGCUACACAGAGAAACCCUGUCUCAAAAAAAAAAAUUCUUCAGAAUGAAAUCUUUUACUUUUGCUAUGAUGUAGCAUAGUACUAAUAGUACUAAGUACUCCCCUGCAUGCACAAGGCCCUGACUUUGAUCUCUAGCACCAAAGGAAACAGAUGCAGGUGAUUUUAUCUGUUUUCUUGAGAAGAGAUCUCAUUAUGUAGCCCUGGCUGGCCUGAAACUCGGCUCUGCCUGCCUCUCCUGGGAUUAAAGACAUGUGCCACCACAUCAGGUCUUCAUUUCGUUAGUGGAAACAGGGUGACUAUAGCCCAGGCCUUGAACUCAUGUAGCUGCAGAAUCAGCUUUUUUUUUUUUUU
Molecule: messenger RNA, 7342 nt
Organism: Peromyscus californicus insignis
Lineage: Eukaryota; Metazoa; Chordata; Mammalia; Rodentia; Cricetidae
Gene: Khdc3l
Product: KH domain containing 3 like, subcortical maternal complex member
Exons: 5
Coding region: 3945-5321 (458 amino acids)
Cellular component (GO): apical cortex; protein-containing complex
Molecular function (GO): RNA binding
Source: RefSeq, a predicted model, not a curated record